CAAAACAGGAAAAUGAAGUAAAAGAAUUGUAGGGGAAUGGAUAAGGUAAGGUGGAUUUUACAAGUUAGCAGUUGCAGUAGGGAAGGAGGGAAAGUAGAGCGUAAUUGGGAGAGAGAGAGAAAGAGCAAGGAAGCAGUUUUUUUAUUACGGGGAAAUGGCAACUGCAGCAGCUUCAAUCUGCAGCUCUUUUCUAGGAUAUCGCCAACACCUCUCAGCAUCAAUAUCAGCAAGGCCAAACCCUACACCAAUUCAACCUCCGAGAUUUCUCAGGAUCGAGGCCAACACCAAAACCAGACGCGAAAACCGGACUGCUCGCCAUGUCCGUAUCAGAAAGAAGGUUGAAGGAACUCCAGAGAGGCCAAGGUUAAGUGUCUUCCGCUCCAACAAGCAUCUCUAUGUCCAGGUGAUUGAUGACUCAAAGAUGCACACACUUGCUUCAGCUUCGACAAUGCAGAAACCUAUCUCUGAGGAGUUUGACUAUAGUUCUGGUCCUACCUUGGAAGUAGCUAAGAAGGUUGGUGAAGUCAUUGCCAAAUCAUGUUUAGAGAAAGGGAUAACUAAGGUGGCCUUUGAUCGAGGUGGAUACCCAUAUCAUGGACGUAUAGAGGCUCUAGCUGAUGCAGCUCGGGAAAAUGGCCUUCAAUUCUAAAUUCUAGUUGGUCAGUUCCUUUUGAACACUAAUUUCCUUUUUAGUUAGCCUUGUGCUGGACAAUGCAUCUACUUAUCGUUUGUUGAGGAGACUAUUUGUAGUUGUAUUGAAAAUGCAAUACGAAAAGGCUUUCUAUUUGUAAUUCUAAUUGUUGAAUUUGGAAUAGAUAUUCAAAUCAGACUUGAUGAUAAAGUCUGAUGAUUGGGAUC
Molecule: messenger RNA, 858 nt
Organism: Ricinus communis (castor bean)
Lineage: Eukaryota; Viridiplantae; Streptophyta; Magnoliopsida; Malpighiales; Euphorbiaceae
Product: 50S ribosomal protein L18, chloroplastic
Exons: 3
Coding region: 155-649 (164 amino acids)
Biological process (GO): translation
Cellular component (GO): ribosome
Molecular function (GO): 5S rRNA binding; structural constituent of ribosome
Source: RefSeq, a predicted model, not a curated record